Molecule: messenger RNA, 1398 nt
Organism: Lutzomyia longipalpis
Lineage: Eukaryota; Metazoa; Arthropoda; Insecta; Diptera; Psychodidae
Gene: Orc5
Product: origin recognition complex subunit 5
Exons: 2
Coding region: 1-1398 (465 amino acids)
Biological process (GO): DNA replication; DNA replication initiation
Cellular component (GO): nucleus; nuclear origin of replication recognition complex
Molecular function (GO): DNA replication origin binding
Source: RefSeq, a predicted model, not a curated record
AUGCAAUACAGACGUCUCUUGCUGCGGAUUGCCAGUCAGUAUCCCUGUAGAGAGGAUCUGGUGGAUUCUCUGCAUCAAUUCAUUGGAUACAGCGAUGAAAUUCUCCCUGAGGCGAUUUACAUCUCUGGGCCUCCUUGUUGUGGGAAAACCGUCAUUACAUCUGCCCUCCUGCGUUACCUGAAGCACCUGCGCUAUGCGGUUGUUGAUUGCCUUGAAUGCUACUCAUCAAAGGUUCUCUUUGAAGACAUCAUUGAUUCCCUGAGCUACCAUGAGCCAACGUAUGAGAACUCCUUUGCUCCUCUGGCUAAAUGCGAUACCAUGAAGAGUUUCCUGGCGGAACUACGGAAAGGAUUUGCCCAAGACACCGUGGUUAUUGUCCUGAAGAAUGCUGAGAAGCUUCGCGAUAUGGAUGCAAACAUUCUUCCCACAUUCCUUCGCCUCAGGGAACUGUCUGGGAUGAAUGUGUGCUGCAUCCUCAUUGGGCAGAUUCCAUUUGAGAAAUUCUAUCCCAAAACUGGCCUUCCCAGUGUGCAUCACAUCAAAGUGCCGCAGUACACAAAGGAGCAAAUUGAGAUGAUCCUCCUGAAGGAUUCCAACCGAAUGGGGCAAGCUCUGAAGGAGAAAAUCUCAGCAGAUUCCCAAAUCCCAGAGGAAGAGCUGCAGAAGCGCUUGGAAAUUAUUUCUUCGUUUAAUUUGGAUUUCUUCCGAAACUACUUGAGUACCUUCCUGCACAUGUUCUACCGUGUGUGCAGAAAUCUCAUUCAGCUGCGAAUGGUGGCUAAUGAGUGCUUCGAAAAAUACUGUGAGCCUGUGUUCAGUGAUCCCUCCAUGAGUAGCAGUGCAAAUAUGCUUUGGAGGAAUGUUUCAGGAACCCUCAAAGCAGCCCUGGAGACUCUCUACACGAGACUCAAUGCUAGUUCCAUUGAGAAUUCCCAGAAUCGAGAGAUGAAGGACUUUAUACAGAUUGUGGAGCUUCCUUUCUAUGCAAAGUAUCUCCUGAUUGCCGGCUACCUGGCGAGUCAUAACCCAGCAAAGGAAGAUAAGCGGUUGUUCCUGAAGAAUCACGGGAAGCAACGGAAGCGCCUCAAGAGCGUUAAUGCAAAGGCGAAAGUUGCGGAGAAGACAAUGCUCCUUCAGGGUCCAGCAACAUUCUCCGUGGAUCGUCUCCUGGCCAUCUUUCAUGCCAUCAUCGAGCAGAAAGUCUGCCUAACGUGUGAUCUUCUAGCGCAGAUUUCAACUCUCGUCGAAUUGGGCUUCUUCACGCGCACCACCACCGACAGGAAUAUCCUCGAGGGAUCCGCGAGAUUCGUCUGUGGGCUCCAAGUGAGUGUUAUUCAGCGUAUUGGUGAGAUGGUGGGCUUCCAUGUGAAUCGAUACCUUUGCGAUCUUAUGCAGUAA